AUGGCUUCCAAAUGCCUCAAGGCCAGCUUCUCCUCGGGGUCCCUCAAGGGCCUGGGAGGGGCCCACGGGGGCUCGCCCCGCAUGUCCACCGUCUACUCCAGCAGCUCCUGCAAGCUCCCCAGCCUCUCCCGUGGGGCCCGGAGUUUCUCCACCUGCUCGGCUGGGCUGGGCAGGAGCAGCUGCAGGGCCGCCAGCUGCCUCCCUGCUCUCUGCCUCCCGUCUGGAGGCUUUGCCACCAGCUACAGCGUGGGCGGGGGCUGGUUCAGGGAGGGCAUCCUGACGGGCAGCGAGAAGGAGACCAUGCAGUUCCUGAACGACCGCCUGGCCAGCUACCUGGAGAAGGUGCGGCAGCUGGAGCAGGAGAACGCCAGCUUGGAGAGCCGCAUCCGAGAGUGGUGCGAGCAGCAGGUGCCCUACCUGUGCCCUGACUACCAGUCCCACUUCCGGACCAUCGAGGAGCUCCAGAAGAAGACCCUGUGCACCAAGGCAGAGAACGCCCAGUUGGUGGUGCAGAUCGACAAUGCCAAGCUGGCCGCAGAUGAUUUCAGGACCAAGUAUGAGAUGGAGGUGUCCAUGAGGCAGCUGGUGGAGUCGGACAUGAAUGGGCUGCGCAGGAUCCUGGAUGAUUUGACCCUGUGCAAGGCCGACCUGGAGGCCCAGGUGGAGUCCCUGAAGGAGGAGCUGCUCUGCCUCAAGAAGAACCAUGAACAGGAAGUCAACUCACUGCGCUGCCAGCUUGGUGACCGGCUCAACGUCGAGGUGGACGCUGCCCCGCCUGUGGACCUGAAUCGCAUUCUGGAUGAGAUGAGGUGCCAGUACGAGACCCUGGUGGAGAAUAACCGCCGGGAUGCUGAAGACUGGUUCAACACCCAGACCGAGGAGCUGAACCAGCAGGUGGUGUCCAGCUCAGAGCAGCUGCAGACCUGCCAGGCGGAGAUCAUCGAGCUGAGACGCACGGUCAACGCCCUGGAGAUCGAGCUGCAGGCCCAGCAGAGCAUGAGAGAUGCUUUGGAAUCCACCCUGGCAGAGACGGAGGCCCGCUACAGCUCACAGCUGGCCCAGAUGCAGUGCCUGAUCGGCAACGUGGAGUCCCAGCUGGCCGAGAUCAGGGGUGACCUGGAGCGGCAGAACCAGGAGUACCAGGUGCUGCUGGACGUCCGGGCCCGGCUGGAGGGUGAGAUCAACACGUACCGGGGCCUGCUGGAGAGCGAGGACUGCAACCUGCCCUGCAACCCCUGUGCCACGACCAAUGCGUGUGACAAGCCCAUCGGGCCCUGCGUCACCAAUCCCUGCGCCCCUUGUGGCUUCCGAACCCGCUGUGGGCCCUGCUAGACAUCCUGGUGCCAGCAGGAGGAUAGCAUGAAGACAGAAGACCACGGAUGGACAAGCCCUGUUUCUCUGACAACCAUCACCGCAGGCAUCACCAUCAAUCCUGGUCUAGAAGAAGAACAUAUGCCCAGCA
Myotis brandtii (Brandt's bat) is the source of this 1462-nucleotide messenger RNA. Its product is annotated as keratin, type I cuticular Ha5. The transcript has 7 exons. Gene Ontology annotation, molecular function: structural molecule activity. Lineage: Eukaryota; Metazoa; Chordata; Mammalia; Chiroptera; Vespertilionidae. The coding region runs from base 1 to 1332 and encodes 443 amino acids. The record is from RefSeq and is a predicted model, not a curated record.